AUGGACGCUCCAAACGAGGAACAGCGUGGUGUGGUCCGUUCGCGAUAUUGUGAAACACUGGAUAGGUUGUGUCUCGCAAUCAAGAACAAACGACCUGGAAAAUUGACGAAUGGCGUGAUCUUGCUACACGACAAUGCCCGCUCCCACGUUGCUGAUGUGGUUAAGUCAAUACUGGAGAAGUUCAAGUGGGAAACGCUUCAACAUCCUCCAUACAGCCCGGAUUUGUCGCCUUGCGACUUUCACAUUUUCGGAAAACUGAAAAACCAUCUCAAGGAUUCGGAACUCGAGGAUUUGGAAACGCCGCCGCGAUAUCGUCCUGAUAGCUUGGAGGCGCUUUGUAGAAGUACCAGAUUCUCUGAAGCUGAAAUUAAACGCAUCUAUAGGGGAUUUAAAGCCGAAUGCCCUACCGGUGUCGUGAAAGAAGAUACAUUCAAAAUGAUCUACUCGCAAUUUUUUCCACAAGGUGCUAACACAAAUCAGUAUGCUCAUUAUGUAUUCAACACAUUGGACCAAGACCAUAGUGGUUUAAUCAGUUUUGAGAAUUUUGUACAAAGUCUUUCCGUUUUAUCAAGAGGAUCUUUGGACGAGAAAAUCAGAUGGGCCUUCAACUUAUAUGAUAUCAAUAGGGAUGGUUGUAUUACUAGAGACGAAAUGACCGACAUCGUGACCGCCGUGUAUGAUCUUAUGGGCAAGGUUUCCGAACCCUGUAUAGAAGACGAUACCGUUAAAGAAAAAGUAGACAUGUUAUUUAGCAAAAUGGAUAAAAAUAGAGACGGGGUGGUAACACUGGACGAAUUUUUGGAAUGCUGUCAAAAGGACGAGGAUAUAUCUUCUUCAAUGAAUGUAUUCGAUUCAUCUAUCUGACGAUCGCCCGUCGGCGUUCGUCCACCAGCCUCUUGGAGUUGAACGGCCGCCGGCGCCAAAGACACUUUUUUCAUCGACCAAUGACUUCUUAUAUAAUAUACUUAUAUAAAGUAUCGAGUUCUCAAAAAAAAUGAAGUGAUAACUUUCUAAGAAUAUAUUUAUUAGAGGUGAAACUACGGUGUGGAACGAAUGCGAUUUCUUAAGGAUGCGGUUUGCAUAUCACCUCGUUUUUUGUUAAUAGGUACCACUAUUUUGGAAUUGUACAAAAAGGAAAUGUUAACGUAUCUACUAUUAAUAAACUUAAAAAAUUAAGUGGUAUUAAUACUCACUUCUAAAAUACCGCCCUGGGUAUGUUUAUUAUUGAUAGACUGUAGUCUAGAUCUAUUUGUUCUACACCGAUUGUUUUAUAUUUGUACCAAGAUUUUUAUAAAAAUUGUUGUUAAUCAAUUAGAUAAAUGUAUUUUAAAUAAUGUUAGUGAUAUUAAACUUAUGAACUAAAAGGGCAGCUGAGCAACAUUAUGGUAAACAAUUUUUGUUUGGACGUUUUCAAUUGCCUUUGAAUCUACCAUAGCUUUUGACUGCAGCAUUCUAAUCAUAGGUUUAAUUUAAUUAUAUUGUUACGAUAUACUUACACAUCUCGUUGUCUAAAUUGACAAUACGCUCAAAAGCUGCUUUAAAUAAGGUUACAAUAUUUCUGGGUACCCUGUUGUAAUUCGCCACCCAUUUUUGGCAUUAUUCUAAAUUAAUUCUCUUACGUUGGUAUUAACAUACAUUAAUUCGUGAAAUAAGAUCGCUUGUUAAAUUGUCCGUCCAAGAAUGAAAUCGACUUCUGCUAUAAACUUGCAAUUAAACUAAGGAGAUGGAAACCCGAUCGUUUUGUAUUACUGCAUCGUUACCAACUUAAAAAUUUUUUUAAAAAUCACAGUUGCAACUCCUUCCAAAAUAUAGGAGCAUAACAUUCUCCAUGAAAAUAGUGAGCGGCUAAAAUAUGGAACAAAUUCAUUUAAAAAUCAGGUGUUGGGUUUAAAAAAAUGCUCACACACGUCUGUCAUCUUUUUUUGCACUAUAGAGAAAAUAUACAGGGUGCGUAAAAAAGUAUCAUACCAAAGUUUAAAUGAAGCAGUAUUUUUAAAAUCCAUUUUCCAUUUUCUAAUU
Photinus pyralis (common eastern firefly) is the source of this 2019-nucleotide messenger RNA. Its product is annotated as Kv channel-interacting protein 1-like. The coding region runs from base 1 to 864 and encodes 287 amino acids. NCBI's taxonomy places the organism in Eukaryota, Metazoa, Arthropoda, Insecta, Coleoptera, Lampyridae. The transcript has 6 exons. The record is from RefSeq and is a predicted model, not a curated record. Gene Ontology annotation, molecular function: calcium ion binding; nucleic acid binding.